AUGUCUCUAGGACCGUUUAGGACCGUGCCAAGGCUUGUACGGUUGUUUGCUACGCAACCAUCAAAAACUGUCAGCGUGCUUGGCAAAGAUUAUGAGAUAUCGGAUACUCAAACAAAUGUGACCCCAAAAAUCAUUUCGCUUACUUCUAGAUCACUUCAUUUGAAUAAUUCGCAUCCCAUUGGUAUUCUAAGGAAGAUAAUUGAGUCAAGACUGAAUUCUGUCGAUAAUGCGUACGAUAUAUAUGCAGACUUCAAACCAGUGGUGACAGUUGAGGAAAACUUUGAUUCACUGGGUUUCUCUGAAGAUCACCCAGGACGCUCGAAGUCUGAUACUUACUAUAUUAACGACAAGUAUUUACUCAGGACUCACACUUCAGCCCAUGAGAAAGAAUGCUUUUCGAAUAUGAAGAACGGUAUCACUAAGAAGCAGGGUUUCUUACUGUCAGCCGACGUUUACCGGCGCGAUGAGAUUGAUAGAACCCAUUAUCCUGCAUUUCACCAGAUGGAAGGUGCACGUGUAUGGCAGCGGGAUCAAGCUGUUGCUACAGGUGAAGUUCCCGCUCAUAUUCAACAACUAAAGGAAGAUAUUGUGAUGGUGGAAAAACAUCUCGAACAGCAAAAGACAAAGAUCGUGGUCCAAGAUGACAACUCUUUGGAUGGUAACCCCAAGCAAGAUUAUAUGACCGAUCUAGAAGUGGAACUUUGCUCGCGCCAUUUGAAAAGAAGUGUCGAGCUGGUCGUAUCUGAGGUUUUCAACAAGGCAUUGUCUACCGAAGAGGCUUCAGAGCUAAAAGUACGAUGGAUCAAGGCCUAUUUCCCCUGGACCGCACCCUCUUGGGAAAUUGAGGUCUGGUGGAAAGGCGAGUGGCUUGAGUUGUGUGGCUGUGGCCUUGUUCGUGAACAAGUGUACAUAAAUUCCGGCAAUAAGCCUGGUACCAAUAUCGGAUGGGCAUUCGGCCUAGGCUUGGACCGUAUAGCAAUGCUACUCUUUGGAAUCCCAGAUAUUAGGCUUUUCUGGAGUAAUGACGAGCGGUUCUUGCAACAAUUCAAAGCUGGCCAAAUUAAAACAUUCAAGCCAUACUCAAAAUAUCCCGGCUCUAUUAGAGAUAUUGCCUUUUGGGUCCCAGACAAUGCUUUUAGUAUUCACGAAAACGACUUGAUGGAAAUCGUUCGUGAUUUAGCUGGAGACUUGGUCGAGAGUGUAAAGCUUGUUGACAAGUUUAUUCAUCCUAAAACCAAGAAGACUUCAUUAUGCUAUCGUAUAAACUAUCAAUCUAUGGACAGAAACCUCACAAGCAGCGAAAUAAACAAAAUUCAAGAAGAGGUCGCUAAAGAAUUAGUUGAGAAGUACGAUGUAGAGUUGAGGUAA
Eremothecium sinecaudum is the source of this 1368-nucleotide messenger RNA. RefSeq names its product phenylalanine--tRNA ligase (gene MSF1). The transcript has a single exon. The record is from RefSeq and is a predicted model, not a curated record. Gene Ontology annotation, molecular function: ATP binding; phenylalanine-tRNA ligase activity; tRNA binding. Gene Ontology annotation, cellular component: cytoplasm; mitochondrion. NCBI's taxonomy places the organism in Eukaryota, Fungi, Ascomycota, Saccharomycetes, Saccharomycetales, Saccharomycetaceae. The coding region runs from base 1 to 1368 and encodes 455 amino acids. Gene Ontology annotation, biological process: phenylalanyl-tRNA aminoacylation.